Molecule: messenger RNA, 681 nt
Organism: Rhizopus microsporus ATCC 52813
Lineage: Eukaryota; Fungi; Mucoromycota; Mucoromycetes; Mucorales; Rhizopodaceae
Product: RING/U-box
Exons: 5
Coding region: 1-681 (226 amino acids)
Biological process (GO): ubiquitin-dependent protein catabolic process
Cellular component (GO): endoplasmic reticulum
Molecular function (GO): metal ion binding; ubiquitin protein ligase activity; ubiquitin-like protein conjugating enzyme binding
Source: RefSeq, a predicted model, not a curated record
AUGGAAACAAACGCAGAAACGUCUUCAGCAGAGAAUGUCAACACAAACAACAUUUCAUCACAAGAUACAAACGAAAGCACAACAACUUCAAUAAACACUGAGUCAAAAACUGCUCAAGAAUUACGAAAUCGAAAGACGAAAUCUACACCUACAACGCCUGCGACACAAAGUAAAGAUGAAACUACUAAUGGAGGUGAAUUCUACGACUGCAACAUUUGUUUCGAUACUGCAAUGCACCCUGUCUUGACAUUAUGUGGUCAUUUGUUCUGUUGGUCAUGUCUAGCACAAUGGCUUCAUGCACAAUCAAGAAACCCUACUUGUCCAGUAUGUAAAGCAGGUUGCGGUAAAGACAAAGUAAUCCCAAUCUAUGGUCGAGGUAAAGAGGAAAUAGAUUUCAGAACUGACCCAUCUAUACCCACACGCCCAGCUGGUCAAAGACCUCCGCCUCUCCGUGACCCUAACCGACCUGCGAAUUACUUUUUUAACCAACCUUUUGGAAGCAAUACAUUUCAUAGAGGUGGUAUGUCAAUAUCUGCAGGAUUUGGUAUUAUUCCAUUUGGCGUCACUUUUAAUAUUCCAGCAGGAACACCUCAUGCACAGACAACACCACAGGGAGCCUUUAUAUCAAGGUUAAUUAUGAUGUUAUUAAGUUUAUUAGUUAUAGCUAUAGUGUUUGCUUAA